This is a messenger RNA of Camelina sativa (false flax), 1269 nucleotides long. RefSeq lists its product as uncharacterized. Lineage: Eukaryota; Viridiplantae; Streptophyta; Magnoliopsida; Brassicales; Brassicaceae. Gene Ontology annotation, biological process: peptide biosynthetic process; translational elongation. Gene Ontology annotation, molecular function: translation elongation factor activity. The record is from RefSeq and is a predicted model, not a curated record. Gene Ontology annotation, cellular component: cytoplasm.
AUGAGGGUCGCCCGCUCGUGAACCACUAGCGCCGGAGUAACAACGCCGUAGCCGUUAUUACUCUUAACGGCGUCAAUACGUUAAAUAUAUACAUCCGACAGGCAGCAACAAUGAAACGACGCCGUAGUAACUAGUUCUGUCUUAAGGGCGUCAUUACGAGGCAUCGGGAAUUUAACGACGUCGUAUUUUCGUAUCGCGACGCCGUCAUCAAUUCAUCAUUUGUAUGGUUUUUAGCGAGAAUCAUCAGUUUCCCGAUUGCCGAGUUAAACGGAGAUGAGAGGGCUUUACCAUUUCAAGAGAUUCUCAUUUUUUCGAUCUCUCUUAUCCUUCGCUAUUGCCACUUCUCCCGGAGCACUAACGACCAGCAGGUCACUGUAUUCUUUGAGCCGGUCGUUGUCAUCAGCCCCGUACGCCGCCGGUGGAUGCUGCCGAGAAACGCCUCUGCUUCAUUCCCCGUGGUCUGCUCUGCAACGCCGCGGUGUUAAGGUUAACGCGAUUCAGCUAAGGGCAGGGAAUGUAAUUGAACGAACAGGACGUACUUUUCGGGUUGUAGAAGCAGAGCAUAAACAACAAGGUAGAGGAGGAGCUUCCAUUCAGGUUGAGCUUCGUGAUGUUGACAGUGGGAAUAAGCUUAACUUGCGCUUUGGAUCUGAGGAGUCGGUUGAGAAGGUUUUUGUUGAGGAGAAAUCUUUCACGUGUUUAUAUACAGAGGGUGAUACUGCAUAUCUGAUCGAGCCUAAUACGUUUGAGCAAGUUGAAGUGCCAUUGGACAUAUUUGGCAAAGCUGCUGUAUAUUUAAAAGAGGAAAUGAAAGUUCAGUUGCAGCUGUAUGAUGGAAGAGCUUUAUCUGCAUCUAUCCCUAAGCAUAUCACAUGCACAGUGGUAGAAACACAACUUCCCAUGAAAGGCCUAACAUCAGCUCCUCGGUAUAAGAGAGCUCUCCUGGAUAAUGGUUCCACUAUACAGGUACCAUCUUAUCUGGAGGCAGGUGAAAAGAUUGUAAUAAACACUGAAGAUGACUCUUUUGUUAAAAGGGACAACAAAUGAAACUCUUUAAGUAGACGUUUAAUACAACUCCUACGGAGGAUAAAAUUAGGGGUUUUAGUAUUUAUGAAUCUAUUAUCAUUAUUCCUGUUCUCAUAAUCUCGGAGCUUUGAGAUGUCGAUUGUCACAAGUUCUUCUAUAUGAAGAAGAAGACUUAUCACUUAUCAAGUUAUCAGUGUGUACAAAUAUUUCAGAAUUAUAAUAAAGGUUAGUUUUUAGAUUGCA